AUAUACCAGUUAAAGCUCAACCCAAAAGGCGACGAGCAGAGAGUGCGGGCAACUCUAAAUAAACCAAGCAAAAAUUCUAACAGCAAGUCGGAGUACUCGCUUCACAGAGAAAAGAUGAAAGCUACCUUGGAAGAAAAUCACAGACUUAGGAGACAUCUAGAACAGAAAGCCAGUGAACUAGAGAAUCUUAUAGAGCAGUUGGGUGAUGACGUCAUCAAAGACGAGGUGGACUUGCACACUGCGUUACUACACAAGAAGAAACUAGCACUUAAAUAUGUGGACGGCUCUCCAGGAAAGGUAUCCGUGAAAUGUAAGUUCAAUGGUGGUCAGAAAACAUACUACCCCCCACCGCCAUCCUACCCUGCUGUCCCCGCCAUCAAUGUUUAG
Messenger RNA from Candidula unifasciata, 387 nucleotides. Lineage: Eukaryota; Metazoa; Mollusca; Gastropoda; Stylommatophora; Geomitridae. The record is from the annotation of a GenBank genome assembly.